Acaulospora colombiana is the source of this 1920-nucleotide messenger RNA. The record is from the annotation of a GenBank genome assembly. NCBI's taxonomy places the organism in Eukaryota, Fungi, Glomeromycota, Glomeromycetes, Diversisporales, Acaulosporaceae.
AUGCAUAAAAAAAAUUAUGGCAAAAAUCAAAGGGAGAAACCACAUCGGAAUUCCGCAAUAAAUGAUGAAAAUGAAAGCGGUACAUAUGCAAAAGAAGAAAUUCUUAAAAAGAGUAAAAUUAAGAAAAAAUAUGCUGAUGAGGAUCUUGAAAUUGUAGAAAAUGAAGUUAAAACUGAGGACAAUAAUUCGCUACCAGGAAGAGAUAAAAGAAAGAAAGAUUUGAAAUUGGAAUCUUCGGUAGUAAAGUCAAAAAGGAAGAAAGGUAGUGAAACUGAAGAGGCCGAGGACAAUACUAGUGUAGAUGACAUGAAAGUUAAGAAAAGAAAAACUGAGAAAGACUCUUUUGGGAUCAAAGAGGAAAACACGAAAAACUCCAGUGAUUCAAGUGAUAUGAUGAAGGGAGAAAAUGAAAAAGAAAUGGAUGAAAUUCCAGAGAAUUUGAGACUAACUUCUUAUCGGCUUAGUCAAGGGACAAUAGAUUCUCUGAAAAAGCGUGGGGUUGUAUCAUUGUUUCCUAUUCAAGCAUCUACUUUCGAUCUUAUUUAUGAUGGGAAAGAUGUCUUGGCUAGAGCUAAGACUGGAACUGGCAAGACCUUGGCGUUCGCACUGCCAAUAACCGAAGCCCUUUUAAAAGCGCAGAAAGAGGAUAAAUACUUUCGUGGUCGUGGUCGUCCGCCUAAAGUCAUUGUGAUGACACCCACCCGUGAUCUUGCAAAACAAGUUUCAGCAGAAUUUGAAUCAAUCGCGCCAAGUUUAAAAGUUUUGUGUAUUUAUGGCGGAGUGACUUAUGAUUUCCAACAUCAAGGUUUGCGCGAGGGCAUUGACGUACUAGUUGGCACACCAGGCCGAGUGCUGGAUCAUAUCGAACGUGGAAGCCUGAAAUUAGCCGAUAUCAAGUUCGUAGUCUUGGAUGAAGCUGAUCAGAUGUUAGAUAUCGGUUUCGCUGAAGCCAUGGAAACAGUGCUGCAAAAUAUAAAGCGGCAAAAAGAGAAUCAAGAUAGAGUUAUCGAUUAUCAGACACUUUUAUUCUCUGCUACAAUACCGGAUUGGGUUAGGCAAGCUAUAAAGAGUUAUUUGAAGGCCGAUUAUGAAAAUGUAGAUCUUAUCGUAAACGCGGAUACAAAAACAAAUGAUAUUGCUCAACCGCAAAGGGAGGUUACUAUGAAGUGUUUCCGAGAAGGAAAAUUUAAAUGCAUCAUAUGUACAGAUGUCUUAGCCAGAGGAAUUGAUAUUCCACAAGUUGUAAUCAAUUGCGAACCUCCAAAAGAUAUAGAAUCUUAUGUUCACCGAGCCGGUAGGACUGCUCGAGCAGGACGACAGGGCACAGCUGUGACAUUUUUCAAACCACAAGAAGAAAAUCUUCUGAUGAACAUUCAACGACGUACCGGUAUUGUAUUUCAAAUGAUGGGUCCACCACAACCGCAAGACAUAAUAGCUGCCACAGCAAAUGAUGUCAUUAAAAGUAUAGGAUCGGUUGAAAGUACUGUGUUGUCAUAUUUCCAUAAGACAGCAACAGAUCUAAUAGAAUCGCAAGGGGCUGUUGAGGCAUUGAGCGCAGCCCUGGCAUGCAUGAGCGGUUACGCUGGGGGGAUCAAGAAACGUUCGUUAAUGUCGGCAGUGGAAGGGUAUACCACACUGUUAUUCCGAUUCACAUAUCCGAUUAGACAUAGCAGUUAUGCAAGAAGUAUUUUCAAAAAUCAUUAUCCGCAGCUAUCAGAAGAUAGUGUUAAAGCAUUUAAAUUGACCAAAGACAUGCAAGGGGUGGCAUGUGAUAUUUCCAGCGACAAGUUAGAAAUUGGAAGCAACGGAGAGAUCAUCCUAGCCGGGAAACCAUGGGUAAAUACCAAAAACGCAACAUUGGAGAUUGCGAAAGAUGGACGUAGCGGCGGUCGCGGAUACGGACGUAGAAAUUUUAAGUGA